Ceratotherium simum simum (southern white rhinoceros) is the source of this 1246-nucleotide messenger RNA. Its product is annotated as beta-1,4-galactosyltransferase 3-like. Gene Ontology annotation, molecular function: galactosyltransferase activity. Lineage: Eukaryota; Metazoa; Chordata; Mammalia; Perissodactyla; Rhinocerotidae. Gene Ontology annotation, biological process: carbohydrate metabolic process. Gene Ontology annotation, cellular component: Golgi apparatus. The record is from RefSeq and is a predicted model, not a curated record.
GGUUUGCCGUUCUCUACGCGUGCCUCGGGGCGUGAACCCGGUGAGCAGUUAUGCGCUGGUUGGGGUCAGUGACGAAUGCGCACGCGUCCUGCCUGGUGAAGCUGAAGGCAGAGCUCGGGAUGGAGGGCAGAGUGGAACAGCAGAGGUGGCUCCUGUUAUUAUUUCUGGUGGUACAACUGCUGCUUAUGGGCGCAUUUCUGUACCAAAACCGCCACCACCACAGCUUCACCUCCUUCUUCCACUUCCUAAUCCAAGAAAGGCCAGAGGGGAGAGAAGAGCUGCCCUUUUUGGUUCAGAUCUCCCCUCCAGGAAUCCGUUACCAGGACGUGUACUCCAACCUCAGCCAGAUCCAACCUAUGGACAUCAGUGAGGAGGAUCUGCCCAACUGCCCCAUCAUCUCACCCUACAUCAAUGGCCCUUUGAAGGUGAUGAUCCCAGAAAACCUGACGAUGGAGCAGGUGGUGGAAAAGAACCCACUGGUGGAGCUGGGAGGCCAGUACCGGCCACCUGACUGCUGGACACGGCACCACACGGCGGUAGUGGUGCCCUACUAUGGCCAAGCCCAGAACCUGCAGCACCUGCUCUUCCACCUGCACCCCUUCCUACAGCGCCAGCAACUGCACUAUGCCAUCUAUGUGGUGAACCAGGUGAACAACACUGCCUUCAACCGGGGCAAGCUACGCAACGUGGGGUUCUGGGAGGCCAUGCAGGAGGAGGACUGGGACUGUGUCUUCUUCCACGAUGUGAACCUACUCCCAGAGGAUGACCGUAACCUCUACAUCUGUGACAUCUUCCCUGCCCAUGUGUCUGUGGCCAUCGACAAGUUCAACUACAGGCUGCCCUACCGAGGCUACCUUGGAGGGGUCUUUGCUCUGCGCCCCAUUCACUACCUGAGGAUAAAUGGCUUCCCUAACACAUACUGGGGCUGGGAGCAUGAGGAUGAUGACAUCGCUGCCAGGCUGAAACUAAGUGGGAUGCUCCUCUCACGGCCCCAUCUGCUCUUUGGCCGCUACCACAUGCUGGAGGGGCAGGACCCCAGCCACAAGCAAAGCCCCCAAACUCCUGGCCUUCUGGCCCGGAUCCACCGCAGGUGGCGACAUGAUGGCUUGAACUCAUUGGGCUACAGGCUGCUCUCCAAGGAGGUGCAGCCCCUCUACACCAACCUCACUGUGGACAUCAGCCCCCCAGCCCCAGGAGCCCCAGUGACAGGCUGAGGAGUGUCUGGAGGCUGGAACGGAAUGCCGGA